AUGCAAGAUUGAUCACUAGUUGUCGUUGUGCCAAGUCAUACAAGUGCAAAUCUGCAAUAGAGUUGGUGGUAAAAUAGGGGUGUGGGCGGUAGCAAUUGUGGAAUUCUGGAAUACUGGUCUCUCCCAACUGCAAUCGAGUCGGUGGUAAAAUGAAGAAUGGAGAAGCCAGGCUUUUGCUGGGAUUCCCUCCCAAUUCUCGUCCCACCCCUUCUCAGGUGAAAGCAGCCUAUAAAAGUAAGGUUUGGGAUUCUCACCCCGAUCGUUUUCCAGCUGACAAAAGAAAUUAUGCUGAAUCACGAUUCAAAAUGAUUUCUGAAGCCUAUAGUUGCCUCUUGCCUGGGGCCAUUUUACAAUGGUAUUGUGCACAAACUUUUAAGAUGGGAGUAACUAAAAGCAGACAUAACCCAUCUAUUUGCUUCAGGUGGAGGAAUUUCAAGUUCAGCUACUUACACAUGGGUCAUGCGGACUGGGGUACCAAGGGUGCAUGGAGGUGGAAGACAUCAUCUUUUAGUUGGCCUUCCCUUCCUUUUUGUUAUGCUUGGAACAGUUGGACUUGGAAGUCUAAAUAUUACCAGGGCUUACAGAAAGGAAAGAGAAGCAAAUCCAUCACAUAAUCCUUUUCUCCCCUAAUCUGAAUAUUGGCAGUCAAAUUCUUAAAAUAACACUGUUGAGGAAAUCGGCCUAAUGAUAGAUGAGUUCUUUACUCAGGAACUGCUGCUUUUUCAACCAAAACUUUACGGCUGCCCAUGGUUGUCUGGAUGUUGGUUACAUUGAAAUCGGUCUUCAGACAGUGGCGUGUGGUAAAUAAUGCAAUACGAGAGUUGAAGUAUUAAAUUUUACAGAUUCUUGAUCCGGGGGAAGCUAUAACCAUGCAAAAAGCCCGUUCCUUAUGUUUCAAGUCAACUUUCAACCAUUGUUAAUUUCAUGAAAUAAAUAUGCAUGUGAUAUUUUAACCAAAAAGCACAUACUGUUCCAGCUUCUGUUCAAUGUCAAAAAUUAUGUAAUGUUGAACCUUAUGAUUGACAAUCCUCCUGGAUAACAAGGGAGAGAAAGAAAUUAAGAGUUACAUAUACAAUAUUUUGAUA
This is a messenger RNA of Chenopodium quinoa (quinoa), 1085 nucleotides long. RefSeq lists its product as uncharacterized. NCBI's taxonomy places the organism in Eukaryota, Viridiplantae, Streptophyta, Magnoliopsida, Caryophyllales, Amaranthaceae. The coding region runs from base 150 to 614 and encodes 154 amino acids. Gene Ontology annotation, cellular component: cytoplasm; nucleus. Gene Ontology annotation, molecular function: protein-folding chaperone binding; protein folding chaperone. The transcript has 7 exons. The record is from RefSeq and is a predicted model, not a curated record.